Messenger RNA from Peronospora matthiolae, 1671 nucleotides. NCBI's taxonomy places the organism in Eukaryota, Oomycota, Peronosporomycetes, Peronosporales, Peronosporaceae. The record is from the annotation of a GenBank genome assembly.
AUGGUUUCCGAAACCACGCGAGCUGCUUCUGCAGCAGCAAGAAGGGCCUCUGCACGCAUGCGUGCGGCCGUGGAAAGUGCAUCGCACACCUCAGCAGCAGGUGAUUCGUCACCUGUUGUUGUGAAUCGUCCACGUGGUGAGUCACCACGUGCGACCGGUACAUCCGCUGCGUCUGCAGUGGGUACUUUGAGUCGUAAUCAAGACAAGUCUAAGAUAGAGCUCAUCUCUUCUGGCGAUUCGGAUGAUGCAUCCGACUCGAACGCGACACCUCGCGCCUCCGGAUCACCCGGGGCGGACACUGCAAGAGCCAGGUUGACUGGCUCUGGUCAACGCGGCGGUAUCAUGACCGAGAUCUUUGGAUCGAGUGAUUAUUCCGAUGAAUCUCCGCCUUACGCAAGUCCGUCUAACGAUAGGACGCGUGGGAAUGGUGGUGAUGCACCUAUGCAUCACCACCAGCGAAGUAAUUCAAGGGAUCGGGGUAACACUGGUACCAGUGCUCAUGCUGGAUCCAAUCAAGAGGCCAGGGACCGAAAUGUCCUGCUCCACGCUCCCCAAGUGGAGUCUCCGUGGAUGCCGCCAUCCAGAGAGUUGGAUCGAGUGGCCGACAUGACCACCGAACGGGAUCGAAUCUCGUUGUUCGAUUGCAGGAAGAUUUGCCCACCUGAUUCCAGCACGGAAACUAUCCGUGCUGAGGAAGAGUUCUUCACCGACGCGUUCUUCAAACAUCGGUGGUACAAUGUUAGCCGUGUACGAGACGGCAAAGCCUUGGUGCAGGGAUGGAAUGCCCUCAUCCACAACAUCGAGUGCAUUGACCGUGAGGCCUGGCUCGCCAAACUUGAUGCAGCUCGCAUCAUUUUUGAGAAACGCAACCCAGUCGGGGCGCGAUACAAGUUGCGCCGGCUUUCAAGAGAGGCAGGAUUACCCUGUCUCUCGUGGGGUAAUUCGUGUAUAGGUUGCCUGGACAAUGCGAAUCGUGCCCCUGGGGAGGCCUACCUCCCUAAAAUUCCCUUCUGGAGGGCGCGCAUCUCUUCCGAGAUGGCCGAAGGGAUCGACACUUUGCAAUCCCUGUACUCGCACCAAGGACAUCAACAAUCAGCUGGGCACGAGGCUCCCAGCUGUCCCACGCCGGUGGAUAGCCACGCCAGCGGACGAGGUAGCUCGUCCGGACGCCAUUCACAUCGCAUUGGUUCAAAAUACUCUCCACUAGGAAGCGUUGACCACCGCUUGAGUCCACUAAAGGAUGUGGCGGCGGUGGGAACACCUGAUCCGGCUCGAGGGUCGGAUCAAGUUGAUGUUCAAGAGCGGAACCGUCUAACGGAACAGUUGCAAGAUGACCUGGCUCAUGAACGAUCUCAUCGUUAUGGGCUUGAUGAUCUUGUAAGCGAUAACUACAAUUCCCUAACGCACGAUCGUUCGGACGAUCGUGCCGCUUUUGCGUUCGCGCAACUUGAGAACGAACGUUCGACUCGUUCUCUUCGUGACGAGCUGGCUGUAGCCCGUCGAGACAUCGCUGAGCUGCGUGAACAGGUCGCUUCGCUAGUCGACCAGACUGGCUCGUUGAAACGGGACCACUCGAGGGUGGUCUCGGCUCUCGACCGUGGAGGUGUUCUUCGCAUCUUGAAACGGGCGCUUACUGAUAGUACGGGCGGAGACGACCAACAUAAAACGUAG